AUGCCACCAACUCUUCUCUAUUUUGCAACCCUGACGGUGGUCUUCAAGGUGUCUGUUGAUGAUCGUCACGGGUUCUUAUGUUUUCGCCAGUUUGUCGGUGGACUUUGCAGUCUGCUUGAUCCCAGUUCUGCCAUUUCAGUGAUGUUCUCGUUAAUUCUGUUGUCCUCUCUACGGUUCCAAGCUGUUGUCUCCACUGAGCUGACCAUGUUGUCCGCGAUUAGCUCUUCCUGUCGCACCCCCAGUAUGAUAUAUGAUAUCUCCCAUGAAAAGGAACGUUCCAAAUCCUUAUGCGUUCUCAUCAACACCACGAUCCCAUAUUACUGCAUCAGCUCAAGCUAA
Dibothriocephalus latus is the source of this 339-nucleotide messenger RNA. The record is from the annotation of a GenBank genome assembly. NCBI's taxonomy places the organism in Eukaryota, Metazoa, Platyhelminthes, Cestoda, Diphyllobothriidea, Diphyllobothriidae.